Molecule: messenger RNA, 1096 nt
Organism: Prunus dulcis (almond)
Lineage: Eukaryota; Viridiplantae; Streptophyta; Magnoliopsida; Rosales; Rosaceae
Product: cysteine-rich repeat secretory protein 38-like
Exons: 2
Coding region: 40-828 (262 amino acids)
Source: RefSeq, a predicted model, not a curated record
AGCCCCAAGUUAUUUUCAUACAGAGGAACAAACAGAGAAAUGGGUUCCUCAAGAUUGCUAAUUUUCUUCGUUCUUCCUAUACUCUUGGUCUUGGCCCCUCUUGCUCCUACCAUAGUGGGCCACCAUACCUCCGGCGCUUGCACGGACAAUGCAGACUACUGCUGGAGCUGCGUCGACAAUGGCGGCAUGCAGCCUACUAACAACGCCUCCAACAAUGGCGGCAUCUACAGACAAAACCUCAACACCCUCCUCUCCUCUUUAACUUCCGACCCCAAAAUCAAUCCCAGAUUUUACAGUUCUUCUCUGGGACAAGCCCCGGACAAAGUGAACGCAAUUGCCGUAUGCAGAGGGGACGUUGCACCCGAAGAUUGCCGCACCUGUUUCAAGGACUCUGUUCCCAUUUUCCUGCAGAAAUGUGCUGAUCAGAAGAAAGGAAUCAUAUGGGCACAGAGCUGUACGGUUCGAUACUCGAACAUCUCGAUUUUUGGUGUUCUUGAAUAUGUUCCUCUUAAGAAUGUGCCGAGCCCGCAUAACGUAUCAAACCCUGAACAGUACAAGCAGGCGCGCGACCCCAUAUUUGAAAAUUUAAGUGAGAAAGCUGCAGCAGGGGACUCUGAUUUAAAAUUUGCAGCAGGGAAUGUGUCGGUGCCUGUAACAAAUGAAACUAUAUAUGCAACUGUCCAGUGCAGCCCUGAUUUGGACAAACAAAACUGCAGCGAUUGCCUUAAAGAGUCCAUCUCAGAAAUUCCAGUGUGUUGUGAUCGUGUGGGUGGAGGAAGAGUUCUUAGACCCAGCUGUUAUUUGAGGUUUGAGUCCAGUCCUUUCUGAGUCUGGAGCAGAUACCCUUAUAAACCUUCCAAGGAAAUAAUAUGUGUGGAAAUAAUACGAGUAACAUUAAUAUUAUCAGCAUUUGCGUUCUUGUGAGAGUCUGGAAGCGAAGAAGGGCAACACAGUUUAUUCAAUUUUGUUUUAUUACAAUUUGGAAUUUAACAAGGGCCCUCUUCGUUUGUUAGUGCUUCAAUUUGUCAAGACCCAUGUAAUAGGGAUUACUCCCUUUUUUCUAAUAAUAAAAAUAAGGAUUAUUCUAUGGUUUUUA